AUGUCUAGUGACUAUAUACCAAUUGACCGCCCGGUUCCGUUCUUGCGGGCUAAACGAAAUUGGAUUUUAUCUGCAUUCGCUACUUUUCUGGUUGUUUGCGUGUACCAGGCUUCUCGUCUUGCGCACAGGCCGCCUGCGGUUCAUGGACCACCUCUGAUUUGCGAUUCUGUUCAUACCGUUGAAGAAUUGCCUGUGCACAAGAUUCGCAAGCUGCUGGACGAUAAGGCCCUGUAUAACCAGACUUUGGCAAAGUUGCAGAACGCUGUGCGCGUACCAACUGAAAUCUACGAUACCGCCGUCAACCCGGAAAUAGAUGCCCAGGACAAAGCAUGGGCUUCUUUCAAAAUACUACACCAACAAUUAGCCAAGGAUUUUCCCGCUGUCUGGUCGCAACUGGAUAUCGAGAUUGUCAAUCAUUACGGGCUCAUCAUCACUUGGGCGGGUUCCAAUUCUACGUUGAAACCUGUCAUGCUCGCUGCUCAUCAAGAUGUGGUCCCUGUAGAACGCAAAACCUGGAACAAGUGGCAGCAUGAACCUUUCUCCGGUGAUCUCACAGAAGACCCUGAGUGGGGAACGCUGCUAUGGGGCCGUGGAUCUUUCGACGAUAAAAACCAGCUCAUUGGUAUUCUGCAAGCUAUUGAAUACAUGUUGACCGAGGAGCCUGAAUUUAAACCCGAACGUGGCAUCGUGGUGGCCUCAGGAUUUGACGAAGAAAUUGGCGGCCAUUUCGGUGCGGCAUACAUUGCCCCAAUUCUGGAAGAAAGAUAUGGUAAGGACGGUAUCUUAAGCAUCAUUGAUGAAGGUGUAGUGGGCGUUAAAGAGAUUGAAAACGUCAUGAUUGCCGCUCCUGGAACUGGUGAAAAGGGGCGCUUCGACUUGUGGAUCCAUCUCAACACCCCCGGCGGUCACUCGUCGGUGCCCCCGGAUCAUACUUCGAUUGGGAUUGCAGCAAAAGUGAUUUCUGAAAUUGAAAGCGAGAAGUUUCCCGCUCUAUUUACUGAACAAAACCCAGAGUCGCAAUACUAUCGUUGUAUUGCGAAGAAUUCAGACUCGAUAUCGCCCCGCGUGAAGAACGAUUUUGCGCGCGCAAUGCAGAGCCCCGGUGCUAAUAGUAGGGUUCUCAAGUACUUGAUUGACACGGGUGGUAAGAAAACCGAGUAUCUGUUCCGCAGCACGCAUGCGUUUGACUUAAUACAGGGUGGAAUAAAAGCCAACGCGCUUCCAGAAACAGUCUCGUUCUUUGUGGACUCCAGAAUCGCCAUAGAGUCCAGCGUCGCGGAGGUUUCAGAAACUUUAUUGGCCAAAAUCAUGAAAGUAGCAGAAAAAUACGACCUUGGAGUUACCUCAGAGGGCAAAGAACUACGUCCUGCGACACCCAACGGAAACUUCAAGCUUGAGCACAGCCAUCCCUUGGAACCCGCCCCUGUGUCGCCAGAUAACGAAGUAUGGAGCCUUUUCGCGGGGUCCAUCAAGACUUUCUACGAAGAUGUAAUUUUCCCAACUGCCUUUGCGGAGCCUAAGGAGCUCGUCGUGGCACCCAGUAUUAUGACCGCGAAUACUGAUACUGCUCACUAUUGGAACUUGACUCGGAACAUCUACCGUUACCAGCCCGGAUUUGCCAUGGAGGACACACUUUCGACGAUUCAUUCUGUCGACGAACACAUAAAUUUCGAUACAGUAAUGCACGUCGUCGCGUUCAUGUACGGGUACAUCCACGCGGUCAACACAGCUCAAAUAUAG
This is a messenger RNA of Lachancea nothofagi CBS 11611, 1740 nucleotides long. The record is from the annotation of a GenBank genome assembly. Lineage: Eukaryota; Fungi; Ascomycota; Saccharomycetes; Saccharomycetales; Saccharomycetaceae.